ACUUCUUUCCUCAUUAACUCAUUGCCACAUAAGCAAAUUUGCUGAGUUGGACUCAAUGUUAACCGCAUGCAAAUAGGCCACGUAGAGCAGCCCAGCCAAGACCAGCCUGGUCUAACUAAACGGAUAAGGAAGAGUAGCCAGGAAGCGAUGCCCCAGCCGCAUGGAUCCCCAAUUCACACGACCAGCACAGGCGGAGCCCCCACGGCCGGUGGGCGAGGAGCUUCCGCUGCGCUCUUCCUCGUCGGAGGAGCCGCCGGGGAGGCUGGUGCCAGGCGUGACGCCAUUGGAGAGGCUGCUCGCGAAACCGAGCACGGUCGGGCUCCAUGUGCCAGCGCGAGCGGAGUGCGUGCUUGAAGACGCGGGCACCGCGCGCCAGCAGUAUCUCGCUGGCGCCUGAGGGUGUCGGUGCCGACCGCCGCAGGCGCGCGUGGAGACGGGCUGGGCGCCGCCGAGACGUGAGCGUUCGUGGCCAUUGGUCGCCGCUUCAGUCGGCCGCCGGAAGUUCAGUCGCGCAGGGGCCGAGCCGCGCGGAUGCCUUAGGCGGUCGUGCCACAGGGCCGCGGGAAGCCGCGCUAGUGGAGCCGCUGCGUCGCGGCCGGCCCGCUGAUGCGUCGAGUGAUCGAGGCCUCCUUGCUGGUGCAUGGCUGAGGGCAGCCGAUGCGUGCGCUCCAGUGGCGACUGGCGAGAGCCCAAGGGAUGUAUCCAUGCCGAUGCCGAGCGGCGCGCUGUGCCGUGAGCGGCCAUUGCCGUGCCCGGCCGCAUCUCGGGUAGAGCGGACGCGAGAGCCGCUCGUGGGGAUAACGACAGGCCCGAUGUCAUCGCUCCGGAGGGCCGGCCAGGGGCAUGGCCUCGAGCGCCGCCGAUCUGCAUGGAUGCAAGACGAGGGCCGCCUCGACCACCAGGGAGCAGCGCUGAAGGAGUGGUCGUCGCCUCGCUACUCUUUGCGUCGUCUCCGACCUUGGUUCUCCGGGUCGCGCCGUGAGGCCGAUAGGAUCGCUCCGCCGGGAGCGUGUUGAUAACGUGUUAAAUGAAAACAAGAUGUAACUCAGUGAAUGAAUCAAGUGUACGACGCGUUUGGUUCGCGCCA
This is a messenger RNA of Triticum urartu, 1087 nucleotides long. The record is from RefSeq and is a predicted model, not a curated record. NCBI's taxonomy places the organism in Eukaryota, Viridiplantae, Streptophyta, Magnoliopsida, Poales, Poaceae.